This is a messenger RNA of Drosophila nasuta, 1773 nucleotides long. It is a transcript of the gene Aduk, whose product is annotated as unc-51 like kinase 3 homolog Aduk. NCBI's taxonomy places the organism in Eukaryota, Metazoa, Arthropoda, Insecta, Diptera, Drosophilidae. Gene Ontology annotation, cellular component: cytoplasm; cytosol; phagophore assembly site. The transcript has 7 exons. The coding region runs from base 93 to 1688 and encodes 531 amino acids. Gene Ontology annotation, molecular function: ATP binding; protein serine/threonine kinase activity. The record is from RefSeq and is a predicted model, not a curated record. Gene Ontology annotation, biological process: reticulophagy; autophagosome assembly; protein autophosphorylation.
UUGUGUUCGUUGUGAAUAGCAAAACUAUUGUUUUGCUCAUCCAAACUCAAUCAUAUGAAUAGAGAAUACGAAUAGUUUUCAAUGUUUGUAACAUGGCAUUGCCGCGCAUAACAGACUAUGAAAUUCUUGAAAAGCUUGGAGCAGGCAGUUACGCGACCGUUUACAAGGCUCGUCAUAAAAAACAGCGAACUUAUCAUGCCAUCAAGUACGUGGAAAUGUCAUCGCUGUCACAGAGCUCCCGCGACAAUUUAAUUACGGAAAUUCGUCUUUUGCGCGAUUUAAAGCAUAAGUACAUUGUGACACUUCAGGACUUCUUUUGGGAUGACAAAAACAUUUAUAUCCUACUGGAGUACUGCAAUGCGGGCAACCUGUCUGCCUUCAUAAGAACCAAGAAAGCGCUGCCCGAGAGCACUUGCCGCUAUUUUCUACGGCAAUUGGCAGCUGCCGUACAAUACUUGCGAGCCAAUGACAUUUCCCACUUCGAUCUUAAACCGCAGAACCUUCUACUCACGCGGGGUACCAAUAAUGUAUCUCUAAAGGUAGCAGAUUUCGGAUUUGCUCAACACCUAAAAUUGGGCGAGUUGAAUGAACAGCUAAAAGGCUCGCCACUUUACAUGGCACCAGAAAUAGUCCGGAAGCACAAAUAUGAUGCCAAGGCGGAUCUCUGGAGUAUUGGUGUCAUUCUGUAUGAAUGCCUUUUUGGUAAAGCCCCCUAUAGCUCGCGGUCCAUAGAGGAGUUACUGCUGCGCAUACGCAAUGCUGAACCAAUUGAACGGCCAGCAAAUGCACGAAUCAGCAAGGAGUGCGACGACUUAUUACGUCGCCUUUUGGUGCACGAGCCGGUGGAACGUAUCUCGUUUGACGAUUUCUUUGCGCAUCCAUUUUUGGAUCUGAAAACAUUCCCCACGGAUCAGACACUGAAGAAGGCUGUGGAUUUAGUGACUCAGGCAGUUGAACACGACGAGAAGCAUAAUUACAAAGAGGCUUAUUAUCUAUACUGCAGCGCACUCCAAUAUUUUGUGCCACUGAUCACCGAGGAAUCAGAUGCAACUCGACGGCAAGCUUUGCGCAAUCGCGCUUUAGCAUACAUGAAGCGUGCCGAGGAAAUUAAGAAUGUCAUUAUUGAGGAUGAGUACAAACUACUGGCCCAGCGCAAUGGAAGAAUAACCACAGCUCUGCCAUACCUAACGCCAUCACGUGCCGAAACUGGCCACGAAGAUGGGUCUGCGACGGAAUCUAGUCAAACCAGUUCGUCUCGCAUAAUCGAAAUGUUUGAGCCUGAUGUGCGAUACAAGCAACUUUUUGCCCUAUCGAACUCGAGUCCGUCCCUGAAAUCUGGUCUGGAAAUUGGGCGCCAGGGCGAACUUUACCUCUACGAACGGAAGUUGGAUGCUGCCUUGGAGUCAUACACUUCUGCACUGGGUAUUCUGGUGCCUUUUGUCAACAAGGAACCUAAGGGCGAGCGACGAAAUUUGUUGCUUCAGCAAUUGGAGUUUUGGAUAAAGGAAGCCGAGAGCAUUAAAAGCAUUUUGAGCGCCAAGAAUUUGGACGAGGAGGAACAAAAAUUAUCUACGGUCUCUUCGCAGAACCACAUUCCAAAAUUGCCAUUUUCACGAUUACAUUUGCAUAUAAGGCCUCACAUUUAUUUGUUUUUAUGCAUAGUUUUUGGUUCAAUUCAAAGUGCUUAAUCAAAGAUUAGUAAAACUCAUUAAGUCGUUAAGGAAUACAAAUAUAUAUAUAAACAUAUUAAAUAAAAUGCUAAUGAACUGAUAA